CACGGGCAACGAAGAAGAAGAAGAAGAAACGUUCGACGGGUCGGGUUUGACCUGACCAGUGUGUAGCUCUCUGAAAAUUUACUUUAGAGGCUUCAAGUCUACAGGCUGCUAUAACAAUGACACCCCCUGUACAAGAGCUUGAAGUGGUCGGAGUGAGUGACCUGUACGAGGCAGUGCUCGGUACCAGCGUCGCUACUUUGCUGAUGCACCCCGUGGAUAUUGCUCGUACUCGCAUCGCCGUGCAGAACGAGACGUGGCGACUGAGGGGUCAGUUCAAGGUCUUGUAUCGAGGCAACUUGCAAGCUCUGCUACUCAUACGUCGCUACGACGGCUUUCUGAGUCUCUACAAAGGCAUCGUGCCGGGUCUCUUGUACUGUCAGGUCACACACGGCGUUCGCCUAGGCUUGUUCCAGUUUUUUGAGGACUUGGGGCUGACCCUCGAUGAGAACUUGGAACCCAGCGUGAACCUAAGUUUUAUCUCGGGAGCCGUUUGUGGAGCCGUUGGUUCGUUUCUAGGAAGUCCCCUGAACUUGGCUAAGUGCAAACUUCAGAUCAGGUCUUCGCCCGUCAUCGCCGUCGGCCAUCAGCACGGUUACACCAACACGUUGGGCUGCCUGAGCGGGGUCUACCAUUCACAUGGUCUACGACGUGGCCUGUGGCGCGCCGCAACUGGAAACAUCAUUCGCGUGGCCAUGGGCUCAGGCGUGCAGAUGGCCUCCUUUGUCCAGUUCAAACGUAUGGCUACCUCGACGGGAAGUGAGGGAACAGAUGAACUCUUCGCCGUCGUCGUAGCCUCGCUGGCGUCUAGCGCUGCCAGCGCCCCUUUUAGCUCAGCCCUGGACAUGAUCAAGACGCGGAUGUACCUCCAACCCGUGGACAGGCGGGGUCGAGGCAUCUACUAUUCCGGCUUCAUCGACUGUAUUUUGAAGGUGUAUCGCAAUGAUGGACUGCGUAGCUACAUGAGGGGAUGGUCCGUGGCCUUCACGUAUACUUUAUUCAAUUCUCUCAUCACCUUGAUUUCGUGGGAGGAACUCAAACGAUUCGGUAGCCAUGCAAAGAGCACCACCGAUCGUUACAUGACUGAUAUAUAUUACCGGAAAUAACUGCGAAGCGCUAUUCGUAGAAGUGUCAUAUCGUAUCGCCGACGACUUUACCGAAUGAACGAACUCCUGUAGAAAAGCUCCGUCUGCCUAAGCUAUCUCGCUAUACUUCCAUCGCUGAGCCGGUUGGAGCUGCUGAGCGCGCGUGAUAGCCUUCGGGGAUUUUAUCUAGGGGAGCUGCUAUUAUAUGAAUUUCAAUAAGAUUGCAAUUAACACUCCCCAAUGCGUUAUAAUUAUGCUGUAGUACAGUAUAGUAUGUCGUAUAAGUAGUCUCACAAUUUGUCACAGAAUACUACAACGUCAGAUGCAAGAGUCACAAGCGUAGUCUGUCAUAACCACUAUGCACCUGCAUUAGCAUUGUAACAUUGUCUAUGAAUUAUGAUAUUGCAACGAACACUCCCAAAGGUGUUAUAAUUCUGCCAGUAUGGUGUAAAUAGUAUUUGUCUGGUAUGAAAUUUGUCACGGUAUCCUAUAGUGAUGUCAGAUGCAAAAGA
Ornithodoros turicata is the source of this 1594-nucleotide messenger RNA. Its product is annotated as solute carrier family 25 member 35-like. The record is from RefSeq and is a predicted model, not a curated record. The transcript has 4 exons. The coding region runs from base 117 to 1103 and encodes 328 amino acids. NCBI's taxonomy places the organism in Eukaryota, Metazoa, Arthropoda, Arachnida, Ixodida, Argasidae.